Purpureocillium takamizusanense is the source of this 2062-nucleotide messenger RNA. RefSeq lists its product as uncharacterized. Bases 374 to 1681 code for a protein of 435 amino acids. The record is from RefSeq and is a predicted model, not a curated record. The transcript has 2 exons. Lineage: Eukaryota; Fungi; Ascomycota; Sordariomycetes; Hypocreales; Ophiocordycipitaceae.
ACCUCACAUCAUUGUCUACCACCCCGAAGUCUCUACCCUUUAGCUCCCAUCCCAUCAUCGCAACCAGUAUCUUCAAGCACCAUCAAUCGCAUCGCCCGCUGGCUUUAUCGACUCGCUCCAUCGUCCCGCUACUCCAGUCGUCAUCGAUACUCGCCCGUGGCUUGGUGUCUUUUGCUUGCGGCCCGAUUCCACUGUCAGCACCCGACGGUUCGCCCGAGAGCAAACCCACGCCAGCUGGCAGACGGCGAGACGCCGCUUCUCGGCCGUCGACACUAUCAGGAGACGACAAGAUUGGCGACGAGCUCCUAAGAAGUUAUAUCAGCCGCUUCACAUCCUACCCGCGCAGCAUCGCUGCGGCCCACCUGCGCCCAAGAUGGCCACGCCCGCCGUCGGCUCCGUGACGCCGCCGCCGCCCUCGUCACGCGUCCAGACGCCUCCCGCGCCCCGACACGGUUUUCAGGACAGCUGGGAGCCCUAUUCACCGCGCAAGUCGGCGCGGAUUUCUUCCCAGCGCACCGCCAACCGAACACCUUCCCCGCACACAACUCACUCCCGCCAGCAGCCUUCAUCACCGCGCACCGCCAAGAGGAGCGUCAAUACUCGCAGCACCGACGCCGCCAUGGUCUCGCCUGUGCCGUCACCGCGCAAGAAGCCUCAUCCAGCCGUCGAAUCGUCGCGCCGCGUGUCGGGAACGCUGACGGCCGAGAGCACCGCCAACGCGGCCGCCGCACUGGGUCUGAGCCACGCAAAGGAAGCAUCACGGGCGCCGACCACGUCCAUCUCCCGCGCCACUGGCAUGCUGCCCACCCCGUCCAAGACUCCACAGAAGCCUCCCAACGACAAGAAGGCCGCACAAAUCCAGACCUUCGCCCGCAACCUCUUCACUGCGGACGAGGAGCCCAUGCCCAGCCCCCGCAAACGCCGAGCUAAGCGGUACACGGGCGUCACAAUGGAGAGUUUCACGGCCGAGGACGCCGAAGACCCCAUCCAGAUUUUUACCGACUCCCAAGACCGUGUCCCACAAAAGGACAACAGCGCGGAGAAUCCCUUUUAUGGCGCGGAGACGGUCCCCGCUGAGCCUCCCAAGCGCAAGAGCAAGCGCAGGAUGGUCCAAAUUCCGGGCGAGGGCGCUCAGUCUGUUGACGAGGCCUCUCAGCGCGAGGACGGAAUGAUUUACGUAUUCCGUGGCAAGAAGUUUUUCCGCAAGUUUGCCGAGAACGAAUCCGCAGAGACAGAGGAGGAGGAUGGCAUUGCAUCCGGAGCCGACGUCGAGCUCGAGCUCACGCGCCCCCUCACUCGCUCUUCCGUCAAGCCUCGCCUGUUGUUCCCGUCCAAGAAGUCGGACGAGAACGACGUUGAGGACGAAGAGGCCGUGACGGAUGUCGAGGACAUGCUUAUGUCGGACGAAGCGGCGGCGCCCCAGACGCCCCAGAAGUCGAGCGAAGUCCCCGCCAAGACCCCGGAGGCGCCCAAGUACGCGCCCGUCUCACCACCUGACACCCGACGGACGACGCGCUCGACGAACAAGCUGUCUCCCGAGACGCCGAUGAAGAAGAAGUCUGGGCGGAGGAGCCCAUUCGACGCCUGGCCGCGCACCAAGGAGGCGGCGUCUUCGUCGUCAGCCCCGAAGCGACAGGGCGAGAGCCUGGCAGGGGCAGCUACGAAGCGGACGCGCGCUUAGGACGUGCUCGGGACGGAGGUGGAUGUUGUCUGGCUGUGAGUGCUUGGCGGUACGGUAUUAUUACUUUCAUAAUGGUCUCAUGGACGGAGCUGUGCGCGACGACAAUGGCGGGUAUUGGUGUGCUGUGUCUGCCGCGACGGCCGACCUUGGACUUCUGGGUGUCACUUUUUCCCUUUUUUUUUUCACUUUUUCAUUGUUCACCUCGACUCCCCUACUCUCUGCGAAUCCAGGCAUGCGAAGGGUCGAUUACGGCGUUGGCGGAACGGGUGUGUAUUCGGGACACUGGGCAGAUUGAGUGCAGAUACGAAAGUAGGCCAGGACACCAUAGAUUGCCGCGGCAAAUUAACACGCCAUGCGUCGUGUGUUUGACAAGACGUGGAG